AUGGAAGCCGCCAAGAAUGCCGUCAAGAAAUUCACUAGCCAUCAAGGGCAUUCGACCACGGUCGAGGAGCAAGUGCAUCCCCACGUCAUGAACGAGACGGUCAAGCCACACAGACAUGAAGAGACCACUCAAGCUGUUGACAAGGAAGUUCACCAGCACCACUUUCACACCACGGUACAGCCCAUCGCCCAUGAGGAGAAGCUGCCGGAGAAGCACACUCACCAAGCUCUACCAACCCAAGAACGUGAGAUCCACCACGAAGAUCCUCACAACACCAAAGCCAGCGUCGACGCUGAACUCGCCAAGUUCAAGCCAGCCUCAAAAACUGUUGAGACGACGCACUCCGCGGCCGCCGCACCUGCAGUGGUAGGCGAGCAUGUUCAUCACCACGUCCACGAAAAUGUCGUUCCCGUGGUGCACAAGAGCACCAUCCAGCCAGAGGUCGUUCACACGACACAGCCUAUCCACGAGACCCAUCACGCGCCUUCGCAACAUCACGGCAUCAGCCAGCUGCCAAUGAAGUCACUCGACGAGUUCAAGGCUGGCGGCGGUGUUCUCCACGGUGAGAAGCAAGGUAUGAGCAGUGAGUCUUAUGACGGGUGCCCACGGCCGUACAAUGAGAAGCUCGGCACGACCUUUGACAAGCUGGGCUUGCACUCUCACAAAGGCCAGCAGGGUCACCAGGCACGGGACUCUGGCGUCGAUAUGGGACAUGACGGCAUGAACCCUGGACACAGCGGCAACGUCCUCAGCGGGAGUGGCGCCAAGCAUUAG
Cyphellophora attinorum is the source of this 774-nucleotide messenger RNA. RefSeq lists its product as uncharacterized. Lineage: Eukaryota; Fungi; Ascomycota; Eurotiomycetes; Chaetothyriales; Cyphellophoraceae. The coding region runs from base 1 to 774 and encodes 257 amino acids. The record is from RefSeq and is a predicted model, not a curated record. The transcript has 2 exons.